AUGUAUGCUUUUACCAGACAGCGUAACUUCAUUACAUCAGAAGAACUAACUCCUAUAUUUAAUGAGGUAUCUCUGGUAUUCCCUGAUAGAAGAAAUAAAACAGAAGAAUGGUCUCAAUUACACAACCAUUUAGCAGCAGAAGCAUUAAGAUUAGAAAAGGGUAAUGACAGGAAUGUAGUUGUCGAAUUACUUGCAUAUAUCUCAGAAUUUGACGAUAAAGAACAAAUUUCUUUAAUUCAGGAAUAUCUUGCUCAAGGUAUCGGAUUAUAUCAUCCUUUGUGGAUGGCUAGCGCAGCUCUAGCUUACGAAAGAAAUUCUAAAUAUAUUACGUCAAUCCAUAUAUUCGAAACUUAUCAAUCUGAAAAUGAAAGAAACGAAUUUUUCGAAAAAUGCUACGAAAAUUUCAAAACAAGACUGAAAAAUCUUUUAACAUCAAAGAAAUAUGUCAGUUUAGGUUCAUUAAAUGCUAAAAAAUACGAAUUCAACAAAAAUGGAAUUGUGUGUACUUUUGAAGAAAAUGAAUCACCAGCACCUCCAGAUAUUGAUAUAUUUAAGAUAGUUGAUUAUACUCCUGCCAAGCAAACAUCUUCAUUAAUUCUUCCUGGUUCAAAAUUAAACUCAAUUUCUACUAUUACACCAUCGUUGGAACCUGGAAGGUCAAUUCUUGGUUCUAGAAAGGAUAUUAGAUCAUCACUCAAUAAGCCUUCUCCAAUGAUGUUCUUUAAUGAUGAACCUGAAAAUGAGAUAUCGAUUCCAAAGCAAAUCAGUCCACUUCAACCAAGCCCACAGCCAUCUGUUACAAGACGCAGUGAUAAUGAUUAUGAUGAUGGCGCAACAGAAGUUCAACCAAGAGAAUCAUUCUUCGAAAGUAAACCAAUCAAAAGGAAUUUCGAUGAUGACGAGGAAGAACAUAAACCCAUUACUUCUAGAUUCACAAUUGGCAACGACGAUGAAACGGAAGAAAGAAUUCCAAUUGUUUCCAAAUUCUCUAAGAAAACAGAGAGUCGCGGUGUUGGUCUUUUGCAACAGCGUCGUUCAAUUCUCAGUAGAUUUGAAGAUACAACUGAAGAUCAGCCAAAACAAAUUAAAUCAAGGUUUGGAAGCAGAGAUAUAAAUACUACAAACACAUCUAUACUAUCACUUCCAAAGAGACAAAAGAAUCAGGAUAGCGCACGUAAGCCAGCUUUCAGAUUUCCAGAUGAUUCUGAUGAUGAACCUUUGCCACCACCAGAAAAGAAAGUUUCUAUACUCAAAAGAACCCAAGAAAUCGAUGAUGAAGAUCCAGAAACAUUCUCAAGGCCGAUCAAACCUAAAAAAGAAAAUUCAUCUUUCAGACAGUCUCCAAGGGUUGAGGAUGAGCCAACCUUCGAUGCUCCAAGGCCAUUCGACAACACAAUACAGCCACGUUCAAUCAUGAAGAAGAGAAAUCCAUUGCCAUCUUCAAAUGAAGAAGUUUCUCAACAUGUUCAAAUGAGGUUCGAUGACGACUCAUCAUUUGGAGUACAACCUAGAAAAGGAACUCCAACGACAAAGAUAGAAAAGCCAAGUGCUGAACGUUAUGGAUUAACUAAAAUUAAAUCAAUGGGAGCUAAUUCUUCACUCUAUCAAGAUGCAGAUGGCAAUUCAUUUGUUGUUAAACCACUUCCAACAAACUUUACAGUUAUUGCUGACUUCGAACCAUCAUUUAACUCAUUAUUCUUGAUGCCUAUCAAAAUUUAUGAUGGAAUUUUUGUCACAAAUUAUUUGAAUGAUGGGGAUUUAGCUCUAUUCCUUUCAAAACUUUCAGAAUUGAAGUUUUCGAAGCAUCAAAUCGCAUUCUUUGUCAUUUUGCAGCUUGUUCGCAUUAUUAGUACUCUAAAUGAGCAGAGUCUUUCACAUGGAAACCUAACAACGAAGUCUUUCCUUGUUCGCGCUCCUUCAGUCGAAUUACAUCAAUUUGACGAUGGAGAAGAUUGGCAGAACACAGGAUUUUGCCUUGCAGAAGUUGACAAACUUAGACCUGCAGAUGAUAAUGGUGUAAUGAAAGAUAGAACGUUUGUUUGUAGUAUUUUAUACGAAAUAGCUUAUGGAAAACCAAUGUCUGGAUUAGAACACCCUGUUCCUAAGAGGUGGCCAGCAGACCUCUGGAAUAAUUCAUUCCAAAUACUGCUUAGCGACACUCCUCUUAAUGGAUUGGCUGAUCAAAUUAGAAAUUACUUGUGCGAUACUCAGAACUGCCAAUCUGUGAAAUCGUUGUUUACUAGAUUAAUUAUUAAUAUGAAAGCUUAA
Messenger RNA from Trichomonas vaginalis G3, 2268 nucleotides. RefSeq lists its product as uncharacterized. The transcript has a single exon. The record is from RefSeq and is a predicted model, not a curated record. Bases 1 to 2268 code for a protein of 755 amino acids. Lineage: Eukaryota; Parabasalia; Trichomonadida; Trichomonadidae.